AUGACUGACAAACGCAAAGAGAGUGAGGCAGCGACGAACAAAGGAUAUGAUACGGAAGGCACUGCGUUAAGGAAGCCCAUAGACCUGGACUAUGUGUUGACCAACGAGUUGGGACAGUUCGGGAAGUACCAGCUGAGGAGCGUCAUCCUCGUGGCGAUUCCGAUCAUAAUGUCAGGCUUCAUGAGCGAGUACAUCUUCUCCGCUGCCGCCAUACCGCACAGGUGUCGUAUCCCAGAAUGUGGGGAAGAAGGGAAAUCUCAUAAGUACGACCCUGAUUGGAUCUUGAACGCUGUACCUGAGACAUCAUCAGGAUUUGCCAGCUGCGAGAGGUUUACUCCUCGCGGUCUUAGCACCAAUGGCACUCUGGACUAUUGUCCUGUGUCUCUCUUUGAUCAGUCCACUACCACUGGUUGUGAUGGAUUCGUGUACGCCAGGGACAAUACUGUGGUAUAUGAGUUUGAUCUGGGAUGUAAUGAAUGGCUGCGAGCUUUCGCGGGCACGCUGAGCAGCAUCGGCACCCUGCUGGUGCUGCCCAUCACCGGCUACGUGUCCGACCGGUUUGGCCGAAGGUUCGCUCUCAUCAUCAGCGUCUUCAACUUGGCCCUCUUCGGCCUCAUCCGAGCCUUCUCCGUCAAUUACGUCAUGUACAUGGUCCUGCAACUUUUACAGACUACAUUCGGAGCUGGCACCUUCAGCUCUUCUUAUGUUUUUGCUGCUGAGCUUGUCGGUCCAAAAUAUCGAGUCAUAACAAGCGCUAUUUGUUCCUCAAUGUUUGCUGUUGGACUAGUGGUGCUCGGCGGAGUUGCCUGGCUCAUCACUGACUGGCGUUACAUGAUCAUGGCACUGCACAUUCCGUGCUUUCUCAUCAUCGUAUACUACUGGAUCUUCUCUGAAAGCGUGAGGUGGCUCCUGUCUAAGAAACGAUACCCAGAAGCUCAGAAAAUUUUGGAGAACGUUGCGAGGGUUAACAAAACAUAUAUCAGUGAGAAAUCCCUUGAAGCUCUGAUGAAUCCCCCUCAACCUGUUGCUGCUAAUGUUCCUGAUGUCGAUAAACCUGGAUUGGUGCGGACUAUUUUAAGCUCCCGGGUUUUACUCAGAAGAGUAUGUACGACUCCUAUCUGGUGGAUUACUACAACCUUCGUCUACUAUGGGCUCUCCAUUAACUCCACGAGUUUGUCGGAAACCAUGCAUUUGAAUUUCAUUCUGACGUGCGCCAUCGAGAUACCAGGGUACUUCACUGCAGUCCUCGUGCUGGACAGAAUCGGGAGGAAGGCCACGCUAUCUGCGGGCUACUUCCUCAGCGCAGCCUGUAACAUAGUUUUCGUAUUUAUACCCAAUGAAAUUACGGCCGCUCGGCUGGUGAUCUUCCUUCUGGGCAAGUUUGGUAUCUCGGUCGUGAUGACGUCGGUGUACCUGUUCACGUCGGAGCUGUACCCGACGGAGUUCCGCCACACGCUGCUGGCCUUUUCCUCCAUGAUCGGCCGCGUCGGCUCCAUCACCGCUCCUCUGACGCCGGUGCUUAUGGAAUACUGGCACGGCAUCCCGUCACUGAUGUUCGGCGGCAUGGGCAUCCUCGCCGGGCUGCUGGUGCUGACGCAGCCGGAGACCCUGGGCACCAGGAUGCCCGAUACCCUGGCCGAGGCUGAGGCGCUGGGCAAACCCGAGUCUAAAGUCAACUUUGCUAGAUAAUUAAGAUAACGAUUGAUCUCUUUGUUAACUAUAAGUUUAAUAUAAGUUAGAUUUUUAUUUUGUUGGC
Bicyclus anynana (squinting bush brown) is the source of this 1756-nucleotide messenger RNA. Its product is annotated as organic cation transporter protein-like. The coding region runs from base 1 to 1689 and encodes 562 amino acids. The record is from RefSeq and is a predicted model, not a curated record. Gene Ontology annotation, biological process: transmembrane transport. Gene Ontology annotation, cellular component: membrane. Gene Ontology annotation, molecular function: transmembrane transporter activity. The transcript has 7 exons. Lineage: Eukaryota; Metazoa; Arthropoda; Insecta; Lepidoptera; Nymphalidae.